GUAAUUAACGAACAUUAUAUGUAAAUAGGGAAUAGUUGCUAUUAGCACCAGAAAAUGGCUAAAUAUGCUGGCGCAACUCGUGCCAUAUUGAACAUUGAUUUUUUGUUUACCGUGGCUGUGUCUUGUGUACAGUAUAUAGCGACUGGUGUGGGGAGAAGCACUCGUAUCUCCUGCUUGGGCUGUUUAUACGGGACUGGUGUGAGGAGGAAGUACCCCCUUCCCCCUCAUCCUUCCUGCUAGGGCUGAGUAUGUGGGACAGGUGUGGAUGAAGGACCUCUCCCCCCCCUCCUCCUCCUGUCUCCUGCUAGGACUGUGCAACUAGAACUGCUAUAGAAAGGGUAAUUUUCAAGUAUGGUAACCUGAUUGGAUUGUGUAUAUGAGACUAGUCUCAACAAGUUUCUGCUAGGGUUACCAUAUCAGCCUGGCUGUGACAGCUAAGUGGGGCUUUCAGGCUGUGGGAGUACAAAAACUCAAAAUCAUCAAAAGGUAAUUAAUAGGUAUGAAAAAGCAACACCCUGUCCCUCUACUCAGACUAUAUAUAAAGAGGCAUCAAUAGGCAGCACAAAUCAUAUUAAACAAUGAUUUGUUUACAUAUAUACAGAAUUUAAUAGUUUUACUAUAAUGUAAUAUGUAACCAGCUCUGCCUUGACUUACAAACAUGGACAGAGUAACAUUGUCUCUGGCACCCCUAAGAUCCAGACAAACAUGUUAGGCUUCUGUGACAGUCUGCCCACCAAGAACAUGUUCUGGUUCACGAUGACUUGCCUUCUCAAUGGGACAAAAAAGCAUUUGUCAAAAUAAAAAUCAAACCAUAUACUAUUUAAAUAAACUGUCCAACAAGAAUAUAAAAUAUUCAUUAUUACUAUUAUCUCUGAGAAUGUUUGGUAAUUAGAUAACUACCAAACUCUGAAACAACUUAAGUGACCUUCUCUCAAGAAAGAACAGGAUUGGGGACUACAGAAGAACCACUUGUAGAGUGGCUCAGGGUAGGCCCUCUAGCUUCUUAAUAUACCUUGACAAAGGCAUGAAUAUAUUUUUUAACACAACUCAAUGCAGACAAUGAGUCACAAUAAUGUGGCUGAAGAUAUGGAGACUAACCCACACACCAAAAGAUGAGGAGAUGACAACAUUUCGGUCCGUCCUGGACCAUUAUCAAGUCGAUUGUUGACUUGAAAACCAGUACAGUAAUUGAAAGUUUCCUCUCCUGACCUAAUAGCCAAAGCCAGAGGACCAAGAACAGAAAACAGGACAGUAUGUCACUUUCGUGAGGCGAUUUAAUUUUGAAUCACGUCGAUUCAAAAUUGAUACUUCAGUAUCUGUUCGUACUUCAUCAAGACUCAAGUUCACCAAAAUCCACAACAAAAAUCAUAUACUUCACCCAGAACAAUAAUACAAGAUCUUGAAUGCAGAAGCCCAUUUUAUCUUGAUCGGGUGAUCCACUACAAAUUGGAUCCAGGUUAAACCUCCAAUCACCUAGAUCCUAGCUGAAAGGAUGAAGGUGUGCGUGCAUAGGCUUGUGUGGGGACUGGAUUGCAUCGGCAUAAAGUCAUAGAAAAGAAAGACAAAAUAAACCAAUAAAAAUAUUUCCCUAUCUUCUCAUCCUUUUGCAAGAGGUACACUUGUGUGCAACAUCCAGUGCAGAAUGUUCAUGAAGAGACAGAUAUACUGGAUACAUACAGUGCCAGCAAUGUGUGUAUCAUACAGCACAUAACAGUGUUAGAAAUACUCUAGACUACAAUGUCAACAUUCUGCACUUUACAACACACCUAAAGUACCUGGCUACUACAUAUGCCUAUGGAUGUAAGUUUAUCCCAAUCUUUAACAUAUUGGUUGCACAGUAUUAUCACUCAUUAAAGUUGUAGCCUUUUCAUUGAUCUUUAGAACUUCAUAUGCAUUAACUUUCUGUGUUCAGUAUUAAGCACUAAAAUCCACCAUGAUAUAAACAAAAUAUAUUAACUUAUUUGAAAACCAGUUAUGUGACCACUUUUCAGAAAUACUAAAGGGUGCAAAAUAAUAUUCUCUAUCACAUACCCAAUUGGUCAUGAUCUUUAUACACAUCCUUACAGAGAAAUCAUAUUGAGUUACUGCAGUCAAGUAUUCACCUGGCAUAAUUCAAUAGCAAUACUAAAUAAAUGCAUCUUAAAAUUUGUUCUUUUAUUUGAUUUCUUCAGAAUUCUUGAUCAACCAAAUGAAAUAAAAUAAGCUACUUUUAUGAAUGUUUUCUAGCCAUAAAAUAUUGCAGCAUUUUAUGUAUUAUUGCAAUGUGUUUAACAAACUACUGCCACUCAGCCUUGUUCACUUCCGGCACUCAACUGCUCAGGAGUAACAAGUUAUGAAUGUCAAUUUGUUUAUGAAAAAGUAUUAUAAACAAAUUAGAAAAUUCAUGUGAAAUCAUACUCGUGUUCUCAGUGUCUAAACUAAAUUAACAAAAAUUGUAUGUGAUAAGACGGCUAAACUUAUAAUGAAGUGGAACUAUUUUGGCGUUCAGUGCCUAAAGAGACAAAAAUAUGCUUGAGUAACACACAAAAGUUGUGUUGUAAAAGAAUCUAAAUUAGUAUUGAAAAGAGUAAAAGUGCUUUUUUUUUAAUCUAAUCUAGUGUACAUAUAAAAAAGUUCAUAUAGCAUAGAAAGUAAAUGUUUAUUCAGUUUAUAAAUUACUUAUCCAAAAUAUUUCAUAUAAGAGAGAAAACAUACCAAUGAUUCUAAGAAAAUUCAUUUAAUGUGAAAAAAGUGUUUAAAUACAAAUUUACAUUUAGUAAAGUGGGAAACACCACAUAGAGAAUCUGUCUUCCAAAUUUUAAAAAGCCUGUCAGAGAAAUAAAAUCGGUACAACUAUGAGUUAUCAUAAAAAUGAGAAACCAUAUCAGUGUUGUGUGUGCCCCAAAUUUUUUUCACAAAAAUCUGAUUUAGUCAAACAUAGAAGAUGCCAUACUGGAGAGAAACCAUAUCACUGUUCAGUGUGCCUGAAAAACUUUUCAGAAAGGUCAACACUAAUAAAACAUACACGAGUACAUACAGGUGAGAGGCCAUAUCAAUGUGCACGGUGUCAAAGAAGCUUUGCACAAAAAUCUGCAUUAGUGCAACAUACAAGAGUUCAUACAGGUGAGAAACCAUUUCAGUGUUCCGAGUGUCUAAGAGGCUUUUCAAACAAAUCAGCUCUAAUUGUACAUCAGAGAAUUCAUUCAGGAGAGAAACCAUAUAAUUGUUCUCAGUGUCUAAAGGAGUUUUCACAUAGAUCAACAUUAGUACAACAUACAAGGACUCAUACAGGAGAGAAACCAUAUCAUUGUUCUCAGUGUCAAAAAGAGUUUAAAAAUAAAGCAGGUCUAGUGCAUCAUAUGAGAGUUCAUACAGGAGAGAAACCCCAUCAGUGUUCACUGUGUCCUAAAAACUUUUCUGAAAAGUCAUAUCUAGUGAAACAUUUGAGGCUUCAUACAGAAGAGAAACCCUAUCAGUGUACAGAAUGUCAAAAAGACUUUAAAGAUAAAGCAUAUUUAGUAAAACAUAUGAGGCUUCAUACAGGUGAAAAACCAUAUCAGUGUUCAGUGUGCUUAAAGCACUUUUCCCGGAAGUCUGUGCUAGUACAACAUACACGAAUUCAUACUGGAGAGAAACCAUUCAAAUGUUCAGUGUGUUUCAAAAACUUUUCACAAUACUCACAUUUAGUACAACAUUCGAAAGUUCAUACAGAAGAGAAACCGUAUCACUGUUCAAUAUGUUUAAAAGACUUUGCACAAAAUUCACAUUUAGUUGUACAUAUGAGAGUUCAUACUGGAGAAAAACCAUAUUGGUGUCCUGAAUGUUUAAGAGGCUUUUCACAUAACUCAACUCUAGUACAUCAUAUGAGAGUUCACACUGGAGAGAAACCGUAUCAUUGUACUAUAUGCCAAAAAGAUUUUUCACUUAAAGCAGGCCUUGCAAAACAUAUGAGAGUUCAUUCAGAAGAGAAACCAUUUCAGUGUUCUGAGUGUCCAAAGAACUUUUCAGUUAGAGAAUAUCUAGAUAAACACAUGAGAUUACACACAGGGGAGAAGCCAUUUCAAUGUUCAGAGUGUUUAAAAGACUUUUCACAAAAAUAUGACUUGGCAAAACACAUGAAACUUCAUUCAGGAGAGAAACCACAUAAGUGUUCAGUGUGUGUCAAAGCUUUUACAGAGAAGUCAUCUCUAAUAAAACAUAUGAGAGUUCAUACAGGAGAAAAGCCUUAUCAGUGCUCUGAGUGUCUGAAAAACUUUUCACAAAAAUCAAGUGUUGUAAAACAUAUGAGACUUCAUACAAGAGAGAAAUCAUUUGUUGUUUUUAGUGUCUAAAAGAUUUUUCUAAAAUCUUGAUAUAGUAAUCCUAUUACUAAAUAAAAAAAAAUCUUGUUCAACCCUUCUCA
Procambarus clarkii (red swamp crayfish) is the source of this 4381-nucleotide messenger RNA. NCBI's taxonomy places the organism in Eukaryota, Metazoa, Arthropoda, Malacostraca, Decapoda, Cambaridae. The record is from RefSeq and is a predicted model, not a curated record.